Messenger RNA from Prunus armeniaca (apricot), 1395 nucleotides. The record is from the annotation of a GenBank genome assembly. Lineage: Eukaryota; Viridiplantae; Streptophyta; Magnoliopsida; Rosales; Rosaceae.
AUGGGGAAAAUCCCACCAUCACUUCGGUCCUCAGUUUCAACCUCACUUAUCAAAAAGCCAUCUUCUUUAGUCCCAAACGAGUCCCCAUCUCACAGAACCCAUCACUUUCCCAAGAAAACCACCAAGAAAAUCCCACCCCAACUUUCCGAGAAAACCAGAGAACCAACCUUCAGAAACCCCUUCACCUCCGCCAACCUCUCAGACGCGAAGAAGGUCUUCAACUCCAUCGUCACCACCACAAAAGUCCCACUUGACCUUCGCGUCCACAACGCCCUCCUCCAAUCCUAUGCCUCAAUCUCCACCCUCAAUGACUCCAUCUCUCUCUUCAACCACAUGAUCAAAACCCACCCUCCUUUCUCUCCCGACCGAUCGACCUACCACGUUUUGCUUUCCCAGUCCUGCAAAGCACCUGAUCAGACCCUCAAACCCGUACACCAAGUCCUCAACUUUAUGCUCACCAAUGGCUUCAGUCCCGAUAAGGUCACCACGGAUAUCGCAGUCCGGUCACUCUGUUCGUCUGGUAAUGUUGGCCUUGCCGUGGAAUUGGUCAAAGAAAUGUCGCUUAAAAACGCAGCACCGGAUUCUUAUACCUACAAUUUUCUUGUUAAGUGUCUCUGCAAGUCAAGUGCUGUGAGUACUGUUUAUGAUUUCAUUGAAGAAUUUAAAACGUCUUUCGGUUUGAAGCCUGAUAUUAUCACUUAUACAAUUUUGAUUGACAAUGUGACUAAUAGAGAGAAUUUACGUGAGGCUACUAGGCUAGUGGAUGUGUUGGCUAAGGAGGGAUUUAGGCCUGAUUGCUAUAUUUACAAUACAAUUAUGAAAGGUUGUUGUAGGUUGAAUUUGGGCAAUGAGGCACUUGAGGUUUUGAAGAAUAUGAAGGAGAAUGGUGUGGAGCCUGAUCUUGUAACGUACAAUACUUUGAUUUUUGGGUUAUCGAAAUGUGGGCGAGUUGUUGAGGCUAAGAAGUAUUUGGGUGUCAUGGUUGAGAUGGGUCAUUUCCCGGAUGCGGUGACAUACACUUCAUUGAUGAAUGGAUUGUGUCGGAAAGGGGAUGUCUUGGGUGCAUUAGGGUUGUUGGAGGAGAUGCAAGAAAAGGGGUGCGAACCGAAUGUUUGCACGUAUAAUACGUUGCUUCAUGGAUUGUGUAAAGCAAAAUUGUUAGAGAAAGGGCUAGACUUGUAUGGUGUGAUGAAAGAAUGUGGGAUGAAGCUUGAUACAGCUUCUUAUGCUACACUUGUGAGGGCACUUUGUAGGGAGGGGAGGGUGGCAGAUGCUUAUGAAGUGUUUGAUUAUGCAGUUGAGAGUAAGAGCGUAACUGAUGUUGCUGCUUAUACAACUUUGGAGGGUACACUGAAGUGGCUUAAGAAAGCAAGGGAACAAGGCCUUGCUACCUAA